Cyprinodon tularosa is the source of this 2035-nucleotide messenger RNA. It is a transcript of the gene meox2a, whose product is annotated as mesenchyme homeobox 2a. Bases 500 to 1438 code for a protein of 312 amino acids. Gene Ontology annotation, molecular function: DNA-binding transcription factor activity, RNA polymerase II-specific; RNA polymerase II cis-regulatory region sequence-specific DNA binding. NCBI's taxonomy places the organism in Eukaryota, Metazoa, Chordata, Actinopteri, Cyprinodontiformes, Cyprinodontidae. Gene Ontology annotation, biological process: positive regulation of transcription by RNA polymerase II. Gene Ontology annotation, cellular component: nucleus. The record is from RefSeq and is a predicted model, not a curated record. The transcript is spliced from 3 exons.
AGCUUUUUUUUAAUAGUGUGGAUUUAUUGUGCUGUGCUUUUUGGAGGAUGAUCAUAUAUAUAUGUGGUCAGUAGUGCCUAUGCUGUCUGUGACCCAGCCUCCGUCUCACGUUACACCCUAUUUAUAACAUCCCCUUCCCAGGCUCCCCUCGUUCUGCAGCUCCUAGGAACCUCCUGUGCUUCCAGCUUCGAGCUCCACUCCUCUGUUCCUCCUGACAUCUGAGAAGUUCUGCAGCAGCUUGUCCUGGGCUAACUGUUUAUCCUGCGCAGCCUGCCAACCAGCCGCAUGCUCCGGAUUACCACAGGACGCCCAUUUUCCAGCUCAUUUUGCUAUUUGAUUUAUUAUUAUUAUUUUUUUCAGUUAAUGGAAAAAAUUAGGAAAAGUAACCUGGAUAUGUGCUUGUGAUCUUUCCAUUUGUUGUUUUUGGUUGAUUUUCUGACUUUGCUACUUCUACUCACCCAUCCCACCCUCACUAGAGGGCCUUGUGAGUUUGUACUCCAUGGAUCACACACUGUUUGGCUGCCUGCGGAGCCCCCAUGCCCCGGCGCAGGCUUUGCAUCCCGCCUUCACCCAGUCUCCCCUGACGCUCCAUGGACGGACGGAUCACAUCUCCUACCCAGACUUGGCUUCUUCCUCAUCCUCCUCCUCUACAUCCUCACCUUCUCCAUGCGUCAUCUCCAGCUACCCGGGCGACGACGGUCUAUUUUCUGGGCAGCACCACCACCACCGGAGCCACCUGCCCUCCCAGCAGCAUCACCACCAGCCUCAGCACCACGGAUCCUGGCACAUCCCACAGAUGCCGUCACCUGGUGGCGGCGCACGCCACGGCAUUUGCCAUCCACAUCCCCUGUCGUCCCAUGAGAACGGGCCCACGCCUCCAGACCUGGGCCACCCCGGUGCACCCAGCAUAUGUGCCAGCACACCAACUCUGGGUAGUGGCAGCACCCCAACAGGGGUUUCCUGUGUGCCCGCAGACUUCGGCAGACAGACCCUGUCACCCGCUGAAGCGGAGAAGAGGAACAGCAAGAGGAAAAGUGACAGCUCAGAGUCCCAGGAUGGGAAUUACAAGCCAGACGUGAGCAGCAAGCCCAGAAAGGAGAGGACGGCGUUCACCAAGGAGCAAAUCCGAGAGCUGGAGGCCGAGUUCGCCCACCACAACUACCUGACCCGACUAAGGCGCUACGAGAUCGCCGUGAACCUUGACCUCACUGAAAGACAAGUGAAAGUGUGGUUCCAGAACAGAAGGAUGAAAUGGAAAAGAGUGAAAGGCGGCCAGCAGGGUGCAGCGGCUCGUGAGAAGGAACUGGUGAAUGUGAAAAAAGGAACACUUCUGCCGUCAGAGUUCUCUGGCAUUGCGGCGCUCCAUCACUCCACGGACUCCUUGGCCAAUGAGGACAGUCAUGACAGUGAUCAGAGCUCUGAGCAUGCUCAUUUAUGAUGCACAGGCACACACACAUCCGUCCCCUCGUCCGCCUCGGGACCUUCCUUAGAAGGAACUGCUGUUGGAUGAUUCCCCAUGGCCAUUCAAUCAAACAACGAGGAGGGAUAUUGGUUUAAAAAAUAGCUGCAGAAAUGAUGUAAUUAUUUUGCUCCUAACAGAUUUCUUGUUUGUUUUUUUUCCGUUUUUGCAACGCACCUAAAUGUUUCAAAAGAAUCUUAUUAUUGAACAAGAUAACCUGAUUAAAUACAAAAAUAACUUUUCAAAUUUAUUUCAUUUUAUUAUUAAACAAAAACACUAUCCAAGCCAACCCGAUCCUACCUAAAAAUGUAAUUUCCCCAGAAGUCAGUGGUUGUUCUGCCUUUGCCGUCAGCAACCCUACCAAGCAAAAAAUAGGUUGAAAAUAUAUUGAAAAAUAACAUGAUUUUCAUCUGCAUUUGGUUAUUAAAUAAAAGGUAAAAAAUUGUGUAAUUUUUCUGAUAGUAACGUCUACUAUUGGACCAAAGUGGAACAAAAUCAGACCGACCAAACAGCCCGAUUAUCAACAACUAUUUCUGGACUAACCUCUGAAUGAUGUCUGGUGUUUGGGGUGGACAC